Ornithodoros turicata is the source of this 3606-nucleotide messenger RNA. RefSeq lists its product as uncharacterized. Gene Ontology annotation, biological process: DNA integration. Lineage: Eukaryota; Metazoa; Arthropoda; Arachnida; Ixodida; Argasidae. The coding region runs from base 1 to 3606 and encodes 1201 amino acids. The record is from RefSeq and is a predicted model, not a curated record. Gene Ontology annotation, molecular function: nucleic acid binding. The transcript has a single exon.
AUGCUACACGAUCGUGGUCUCUCUCCGGUCACAACGACUUGUCUAUCGCAGAACGUCGACGUGCUGAUAGGCGCGGACUACUACUGGCGAUUUGUGUCUGGCAGAAUAGAGCGCCUUCCCAACAAUAUCACAGCCGUCGAAACGGUAUUUGGGUGGAUCGUCCAAGGUGUUGCCCCACUGCGUUCCUCGCUAUCAGACUAUCCCGCCACCACGUCACUUUUGUGCUGCACGAACGACGCGCCCGAGCAUGAGCUGACCAACCUGUGGCGACUAGAUGCAUUAGGUAUCACGGAUUCUGACGUAGCUGCUCCCACCGGAGCGGCAGACCUCCAAAUGUUUCAAGAGAACAUCAAGCGGCAGACAGAUCGGUACGAGGUUCCCCUUACGAUCCAGGCGCCUGGGCUACCACCAGAGGCACACAAUCGGGUAACGGCCGAGACGAGACUCAACGCUCAACUCCGGCGGUUCCGAAUGGCACCCGACGUUCUCAAGCAGUACGACGCCACAAUGCGCGAAUACUUCGUCGAAGGGCAUGCCGAACCAGUCUCUGGCCCAGACCCAACCAGGAACGUAUACUACCUGCCCCACCAUGCCGUUAUACGUAUGGAGGCCGUCACGACCAAGGUCCGCAUAGUCUUCGACGCCUCGUCCCAUGUUCCCGGCCAACCGUCUCUUAAUGAGGUUCUGUCGAAGGGUCCCAACUUAAACAGCAACCUCCUCCAUCUCCUCAUCACGUUUCGGUCUUCUCCCAUUGUCUUGACCGCCGACAUUCGCAAGGCGUAUCUUCAAAUUCAGAUCCGACCAGAGGACCGAGACGCCCUCCGCUUUCUGUGGAUCCAGGAGCUACCGUCAUCAUCCAACCCUUAUCCUGCGACUCAGGAGUGGAGGAUGACCAGAGUCCCGUUCGGAGCAUCGUCCAGCCCCUUCCUACUCGCGGCAACUCUGCACCAUCACUUCGACGCGGUCGCUUCGCGAUACCCAGCCACCGCAGCUCGCCUCCGCACCAGCUUCUAUGUUGACGACCUAGUAAUUGGCUGCGACGACGUGCAAGAUGCCGAUACGAUAUAUGCCGAGACCAGAGCUGUCCUGCGGGACGCAGGGAUGGAAAUCCGAAAAUGGGCAGCGAACUCCACCGCACUUCAACAGAAAUUUCUCGCAGACGAAACUGCCUACGAUAACGUCGGUUGUACAAACCCAGUGCUUCGUAUCUUAGGUGUACCAUGGGACAGACAGGCGGAUGUCAUCCUAGCACCAGUCACCGCGGUUCACGAAUUCGCGCAGAAAAAUGAGCCCACGAAGCGCACGGUGCUCAGGACCUUUUCUAGACUGUACGAUCCGUUGGGUUUGCUCCUUCCCUUUACGGUCACCGCGAGGCUCUUGUUUCAGGCAAUGUGGAAGGAAGCAGUUCCUUGGGACCAACCCAUGCACCCCCCGACACACCAAGCUUGGCGCGAAUGGGUACGCGGCCUUCCCGCGCUCUCCACAAUGCAAGCACCGAGAUCUCCCUUCAAUCCGGCCGGCACCGUCCCAGACCUUCACAUCUUUGCAGACGCAAGCCCGCGGGCCUACGGAACGGUUGCAUACGUACGCACCCACAAGGCUCCCGGGGGUGUCAGCUCCCACCUGCUCAUCGCCAAAGGUCGCAUUGCACCACUGAAGACGGUCACUCUUCCGCGUUUAGAGCUCCUUGGCUGCCUUCUCGCCGCUAGACUGUUCAAGAGCAUCUGCGACGUCAUACCUGCCCUGCAGUCACGGGUCACGUUGUGGACGGACUCUCAGAUUGCACUGCACUGGAUAAAGAAUGGGAAGAUGACUCAGUCGCAGAAUCCUCAGUUUGUCGAGGGGCGCUUACGAGAGAUUCGCCAGCUCACGGACCCGGCUAGAUGGUGUCACUGCGACGGGAAAAGCAACCCCGCUGACUUGCUCACGAGGGGAAUCACCGCGACUGAGCUGCUCCACAGCAAGCUGUGGUGGACCGGUCCACCCUGGUUAUUUGGCAACGUGGAUGGUCUCGUCGCGGCCCAAAACACAUCUCCGCAUUCCCGGAUCGAGGAGACCUGUUGCGCCAUCGCUGUUCAGCAUCGGGACCCCCUUCUUCAACUCGAAGAUCACAGCUCCCUUAACCGCGUGCUCCGUGUGACAGCGUACGUGCUCAGGUACAUCAACAACACCCGGAGACCCCAGUCGAAACACAGUGGCUCACUCUCAGCGGAGGAGCUACACUCAGCAGAGCUGCUCUGGGUCCGUUGGACUCAGUUGGAAUCUUUCCCCACUGAAAUCGAGGACCUACAGACGAGACGCCCCAUCUCUUCUUCAUCGGCCGUUUUGCUAUUGAACCCGUAUAUCGACGAGAAUUCAUUACUCCGCGUCGGUGGUCGUCUGAGGUACGCCGACGAAAGCGACAGCGUACGGCAUCCCAUCCUUCUGCCGUCCAGACACCGAUUCACAGAGCUGCUCGUGCUCGACAUGCACUGUCGUCUACACCACACAGGAGUUCAAGACACACUCUGUGAAAUUCGCCAGAAGUAUUGGAUUGUAAGGGGUCGACAGACGGUUCGUCGCGCUCUUCAUACGUGUCUACAAUGCAAACGACGACGACUGGAUCCGGAAACAGCACCUGUCGCUCCUCUCCCGCGGGAAAGGAUCACGCCCACGAGUCCCUUCGACGUAGUGGGGGUGGAUUUUGCUGGACCGCUCUAUGCAUUUGACAAUAACGAACAGCGGAAGGCGUACAUCGUCCUUUUCUCAUGUGGCGUUACCCGCGCGAUCCACCUCGAAUUGGCGACCGGGAUGUCCACUCAACACUUCCUCGGCGCAUUUAGGCGUUUUGCGUCCCGACGCGGGGUCCCGUCACUGAUCACGUCAGACAACGCUCGCACCUUCCAUCAGACGUCACGGAUUCUCUCCACCGCGUCCUCAGAAGUGCAAGAUUUUGCCGCCAGGAAUCGCAUCAAAUGGAGGUUUAUUGUCGAGAGAGCACCCUGGUGGGGCGGAUGGUGGGAGAGGAUGGUCAGAUGCGUGAAGGACUCCCUCAGGCGUUGCUUAGGAAGGCGCCAUUUGACGUAUGAAGAUCUUACAACGGCCUUAUGCGAAGGAGAAUGCAUAGUGAAUUGCCGGCCGCUGACGUAUGUGGAUUCCGAUCCCGCCGCCCUGCACCCUUUGACUCCUGCAGACUUCCUCGUAGGGAAGCGCUUGACUGCCACCCCAACACCGGGCGAAGUUGCACAGCCGUUGGACGCUGGGAGACUCAAGCACUACCUGAAAGCACAGGAUAGUCUUCGCCAGCAGUUCUGGAGCAGGUGGCGCAAGGAAUACCUCUUCCAGCUGAGAUCCGCGCAUAUGGCGAGACGGGACCCGGAGAGUCAACUGAGGGUCGAAGACGUGGUCAUCAUCCACGAAAGAGGACCGCCGCUACUCUGGAAGCUCGGCCGCGUAACUCAGACCAUUCCCGGACGCGACGGUGUCGUUCGUGCCUGUGCGGUCAUGCUGGCCAACAAGACCAUUCUUCACCGUCCCGUGCAGUUGCUGCACCACUUGGAAGGGGAUAUCGCACCACCCGUGGCCCGGGAGGAUGUGGAAGAAAGAGGAGGAGGAGAGGGCUCUUAG